AUGGAAGUCGCGCUCACGUUUGGCAGUCUCGGCGACAUCAUCGCCAUCUGCCAGCUGUGCGUGCAGCUGAGCCGGGCCCUGGGCCUCGGCCGCAAAGCAGUUGGCGGAAGCGCUCUGGAGUAUCAGGAGCUGCGAAAAGAUCUGAACCUGUUUAUCCAGGUCCUACUACAGGUUGUGGCGACCUACGAAGCGCGCGAACCCUCGGCGUACCUUGCCGGGCUCGACCAGGCGACCAAGGCGGUCGUCGACGAGUGCGCGGGCCUCAUCGAGCAGGCCAUCCAGCACUUCGGAUCGCGAUACCACGACAGCCUGCGGGCUGAGGGGUCCGGGAAUAAGUGGCGCGACGCGUGCAAGAAGGUCGAAUGGGCGGUGCGCGAGAAAGAGCGGCUGCUCGAGCUGCGGGAGAAGCUACGCAGAAACACCGAACGGUUGACCCUGCUGAAUGGGCUUGUUAUGCGGAAGUCGGCCCGCGUCGACAACGCCACAAUGCUGGCUAGGAUCGACGAGGUGCAGCGUCUGGUGUCGGCCGAAGCGAGCGGUCGGGAGGAGAUGCUACGGCUGUUAAAGGAGCAACACGCCAUGGCCGACAUGCAGGCCCAUGGCCUCCAAGCGGUCAACGACCAGCUCUCUGCUGUCAAGCAGUCCCUCUCUGCCAUAGCGGAAAUGAAGGACACACUCUCUCAGAUUGCCCAGGUUGCCGCGGGCCUCCAAGUCACGGCUUCGGCUUCGACGUUCUUGCGGUUCAUCGAUCCGACGAGAGAACUGCCCGUCAUCUUGGUGGAUUUUCUAGGUCUCCAACGCCAGACGUGUUCCAUAUGGGGUUUGCUUCCGUUGAAAGAACUCCAGACUUGGGGGCCGAUCCGCAUCCGUCGCCUGCUUCCCCGGCCGACUUCGAUCGUGUGCGAAUAG
Molecule: messenger RNA, 909 nt
Organism: Thermothielavioides terrestris NRRL 8126
Lineage: Eukaryota; Fungi; Ascomycota; Sordariomycetes; Sordariales; Chaetomiaceae
Exons: 5
Coding region: 1-909 (302 amino acids)
Source: RefSeq, a predicted model, not a curated record